Molecule: messenger RNA, 524 nt
Organism: Eurypyga helias (sunbittern)
Lineage: Eukaryota; Metazoa; Chordata; Aves; Eurypygiformes; Eurypygidae
Gene: PSMD9
Product: proteasome (prosome, macropain) 26S subunit, non-ATPase, 9
Exons: 5
Biological process (GO): proteasome regulatory particle assembly
Cellular component (GO): cytoplasm; nucleus
Molecular function (GO): protein binding
Source: RefSeq, a predicted model, not a curated record
CCUCGCAGCAAAAGGGCGUCGGGACGGAGCAGCCGCUGGUGGACGCGGAGGGGUUUCCCCGCGCCGACAUCGACCUCUACCAAGUGCGCAGCGCCCGGCACAACAUCAGCUGUUUGCAGAACGAUCACAAGGCCCUGAUGAAGCAGGUGGAGGAAGCUCUUCACCAGUUGCACGCCCGGGAGAAGGAGAAGCACGCCAAGGAUGAGGCGGAGGCGUUGGCCGAGGCCAUGCGCCAGACCCAGAGCCUGCCACCGGCGUUUGCCAAGGUGAACGCCGUGACUCCAGGAUCUCCCGCAAGCGUCUCGGGGCUGCAGGUCGAUGAUGAGAUUGUGGAGUUUGGUUCGGUCAACGUCAACAACUUCCAGACCCUGCAGAACAUCGCCACAGUGGUGCAGCACAGCGAAGGGAGGCCACUGAGUGUGACUGUGAUCCGCAGCGGCAAAAAAGUGCACGUGGGGCUGACUCCGAAGCGCUGGGCUGGGAAGGGUCUCCUGGGCUGCAAUAUCAUUCCCUUGCAAAGAUGA